GGAGGUAUACGAUGAGCUCCCCUCCGGGCACCAAGGCACGGCUGGGGACGCUCCUUCCAGCAGGAGCAAGGCCGUUACCGGCCCACCGGAAAAGAUGCCCCUUAUCAGCAGCUUCAAACAGCGGGAUGCAUCUCAAACUCCGGUCAAGAAAACUAUCAGGUUCAACUUCCAAAACCUGAACACUUUCGUCAAAAUUCGUGAGCUGUACUGUGCCUACGACUACUGCAAGUAUGGCUUCCCUCUCUCCAGCAUUCGUCCUGAGCUGGACAGGCGAAAGGAGAGAACAGUGAAGCCACAGAAAGGGUCAGCAAAGGACGCGGUAAAGAAACACAACACACGACACCAGCAAACAGUUGGAGCAGCUCGCUGUGCACAAAUGAAUACCACUACUGAAGGGAAGUCUCCUAAAGGUAUCCUGAAGAAAGAAAAGAUGCCACGGUCCACCUGUCCAGGACAUGUGCGCUUCAACCUUGGUAACCUCCGCGCCCCCGUCAAGGAACGUGAGGUGUACCGUGGCCACGACACCUUCAGAUACGCCGCGCCGCUCCAAGUCACUCAGCCUCCCAACUUUACCUCGAGGCCUCACCAGCAGCCCGUUAGAUCCGCCUCUAACUCGCUGCGUGGCGCACCUCGGCACGUCGAGAGGCCGACACAGCGGAGGAACGACUCCUUCCAGCAAAACAGUGGCUGGUAUGCUGCACACAACUACACCAACAGCCGCCACUCACAGCACCGCCAGCACAACGCCAGCAGCCACGUCCCGCCAAGAUACGAAACAAGGCAUUUCUACGAGAGACAGACACAUCGGGGCACCAACUCCCGCAGCAGAAGUCGUGCCAAGAGAGGCGCAAAGCCGAGUGGUGGCGAGUUUCUGUGAGCACCGGGCGAGUACACAGCGUCGUGAUCAAACUCAAAUGUUCAGCGACGUACAGGUGACGUACAUUCCGGGUGCAUUUCUCAACACCCUCUGAACAGUAACUGUCGCUGACUGGUGAUAACAGAGACUGAGGAGUGCCAAGAAGCACCACAAUCACACUGAGAGGAACGGCUCGCCAGCUGACUAAAAUCACCAUGCAGAGGAACGCAUCCCAUGGAACGGUGCCACUUCUACGGAACAAAUUGUUCAAGAGUGUCGCAUCUGUGGGGAGUGUUUGGACGCAUGUGUGUGCUUACAUUUCUUAUCUUAUAUUUCAAAUGAAAAAAUAGAAAAUAUUGUCUUACA
Molecule: messenger RNA, 1222 nt
Organism: Eriocheir sinensis (Chinese mitten crab)
Lineage: Eukaryota; Metazoa; Arthropoda; Malacostraca; Decapoda; Varunidae
Exons: 2
Coding region: 95-877 (260 amino acids)
Source: RefSeq, a predicted model, not a curated record